Messenger RNA from Hevea brasiliensis (rubber tree), 753 nucleotides. Its product is annotated as putative HVA22-like protein g. NCBI's taxonomy places the organism in Eukaryota, Viridiplantae, Streptophyta, Magnoliopsida, Malpighiales, Euphorbiaceae. The coding region runs from base 37 to 753 and encodes 238 amino acids. The transcript has 6 exons. The record is from RefSeq and is a predicted model, not a curated record.
CAGAUAUAUUGAACUGCUACAAAAAUCUUCAGGAAUAUGGGAUCAUUUGUAUCGAGAGGCCUUCUCAUGAUGUUUGGCUAUGCAUACCCGGCUUACGAAUGUUUUAAAGCAGUAGAGAAGAGCAUAAGCAUACUUGAAAUAGAACAACUUCAGUUUUGGUGUCAGUAUUGGAUUUUAGUUGCAAUGCUUACCGUCUGUGAGAGAGUAGGGGACAAUUUAAUUUCAUGGUUACCAUUGUACAGUGAAGCAAAGUUGGCAUUCUUUAUAUAUCUUUGGCAUCAGAAAACGAAAGGAACGGUGUAUUUUUAUAAUCGCUUUUUCCGGCCUUUUGUGACGAAACAUGAGACUGAAAUUGAUCAUAGUUUGUUGGAGAUGAGGGAUAAGGGUGGGGAGUUAGCACUUCUUUAUUGGGAAAUGGCUGUAACAAAGUUUUUAAAAAUUUUUCAGUGUGCUUCUUCUCGAUCAGCAUCACAGUCUCAUUCUGAUCAGCAAGAAUUAAAUGCUACAAUUACAGAACCUCAUGUUUCUGAUAUAAUUAACCAGCCUACGAAAGAUGGGCAGAUCAAAGAAUCUGAUGCAUAUUCUCAGCAGCCACAGGAGCCAUCCAGUGAAUCGGAGGAAAUGCCUAAUGAACCGUUGUCGUCCAUUGAGAUUGGAAAUUCAGAAUCCUCUCUGCAAGAAAAAUUACCUAAGGAAACUGUUCAGCCGAGACGCGGCAGAUGGAGAUUAUUUCACAGAGCAGCAAGCCAUUGA